Molecule: messenger RNA, 2490 nt
Organism: Eremomyces bilateralis CBS 781.70
Lineage: Eukaryota; Fungi; Ascomycota; Dothideomycetes; Eremomycetales; Eremomycetaceae
Product: TPR-like protein
Exons: 3
Coding region: 146-2338 (730 amino acids)
Molecular function (GO): protein binding
Source: RefSeq, a predicted model, not a curated record
UACCAGCGUUGGGCCAAAAGAACUUGGGCCGAGAGGACCUGGGCCAAAAAAACGACAACGGGAACUCUGCCGAAAAAAGGGAACGCUCCCACCGGCUCUCAAGCUUUGCCCUAUCGCCGGGAUUCCAUGAUUUCGAUCCGCCGCCAUGGUGCCGAAUCUCAACUUCUUCAAUCAAAAAUCCAAGAAGAAACUGGCUGACAAGAUCGAUACCUCGCUCCCUCCCUCCGUCGAGUCUACCCCGCCGUCAUCGCCUGAAAAGAAAUCUCCCUCGAAACGAACUGCUGACAAAGGCGAGAAGGAAGAGGCUCGGAAAGAUAGCUCCAGCGCCGGAUCCGGUGGACGAGAAAAGAAGCAUUCCCGCACCGCCUCGACUGGAAAGUCAUCUAAGAAGGACAAGAAUCGCGAUUCGCACCCGUUGAACCUCCCUCCCGACGAGCUGCAGAGACGCUUCUCGCACCUGAGUCGCAGCAGCACCAUGAGCGAGAAUUCACAAUAUGCGACGGGCAGCCCGAUGGAUGUUGACCGCGAGAAAACUCGCACGCCAACCCCGUCUCCCUCCAACCCAUCUCUCCAUCGAACCAAUUCCGACUCGGUGAAAUCCAAGUCCACUCCGCAGAGACCGGGAAGCCCGCUCCACAAGGCCGGUACAUUCCCCCGGAAAGCCAACGGCGCCAAUGUCAAUGGCACAUCCGCUCAUGGAGAUGCACCCCCCGCGCCUCCUCCCCAUCGUACACAAGAUGCAGCGAAGCCUUCGGCCGAUGCGGAGACAUUCAAGGCCGCUGGCAACAAGUUUUUCAAGGCAAAGGAGUAUGACAAAGCCAUCCAGGAAUACACCAAAGCAAUCGAAGCCGACCCCAACAGCCCCACAUACCGCUCCAACCGCGCCGCAGCAUACAUGUCAGCCAACCGAUACACCUCUGCCAUGGAGGACAUCCGAGCCGCAGAUAUGAUGGACCCGAACAACCCCAAAAUCCUCCUUCGCAUGGCCCGCAUCGAAGUCGCCGUGGGCAACCACGACUCCGCCCUGUCCAUCUACGCGAAGAUCACCCCUCCCCCGUCCGCCACCGACAUGUCCCCCGCCGUGGAGAUGCGCAAAGCCAUCGGAGAAGCGAACAUGCUCCUCGACGACCAGACUGCUGGCGGCACGCUGAUCCUCCACGCACUCGAGCGCGCGGCAAGGCACCUGGGAGCCUACGUAACGUGGCCGCGGAAAUGGCGCCUCAUGAAAGCCGCGGCGUAUCUCCGUAUGGGCGCCGCAAACCCCUCGGGGAACGCCAACUCGCUCGGGGAGGCCGAAUCGAUUUCCAUGCAGCUACUACGGGAAGCGUCCGGCGGGCUCGAUCCCGACGCGUUGCUGAUGCGCGCCAAAGCGAUGUACUUUUCCGGCGACAGCGACGGGGCGAUCAAGCACCUGCGGCACGCCAUGAACCUCGAUCCGGACUUCACGGAGGCGGCGCGGCUGUAUAAGCGGGUGUCGCGGCUGGAGUCGCUCAAGGCGGAGGGAAAUACAUUGUUCAAGACCGGCUCAUUCCAUCGAGCCAUUCUCAAAUAUACGGACGCCUUGGAGAUCGACCCAUCGGCGCGGUUAACGAACGCGAAAAUCCUUUAUAAUCGGGGGUUGUGUAACCUCAAGCUGAAGAAAUACGACGCCGCGGAAGAGGACUGUAGCGCCGCACUGAAGUUCGAUCCGAGAUACACCAAGGCCAUCAAAACCCGCGCCACCGUCUGGGGUCAGCAAGGGCGAUGGGAAGAUGCGGUCAAGGAGCUGAAGGCGGUCAAAGAGUCCAACCCCGGAGAACCAAACAUCGAUUCGGAAAUUCGCAAGGCGGAGCUGGAGCUGAAGAAGAGCAAGCGGAAGGAUUACUACAAGAUCUUGGGUGUAGAUAAGGAGGCGGGCGAUAUGGAGAUCAAGAAAGCGUACCGGAAGUUGGCGGUGCUGCAUCAUCCCGACAAGAACAUCGGGGUGGAGGGGGCGGAGGAGAGGUUCAAGGAUGUCGGGGAGGCGUAUGAGUGUUUGAGUGAUUCUCAGAAACGCGCUCACUACGACUCUGGAGCCGACCUCAUGGACCCCUCAGACAUGUACGGCGGUGGUGGUGGCUUCCACGGCGGCGGAGGGGGCGGCGUCCCCAUCGACCCCGAGGUGCUAUUCUCCCUCUUCGGCGGCGCCGGCGGCGGCGGAAGACCUGGUGGAGGAUUCGGUGGCGGCGGGAUGGGUGGCAUGGGCGGCAUGGGCGGCAUGGGCGGAAGCCCAUUCUCGACGUACUCUGCGGGUGGAGGAAUGCCGGGGCAGGGGCGAGGGGCCGGGAACUUCCCUGGGGGGUAUCCCUUCUCGAGGUGAUUGAGAUGGAAGGCGAUAGAGAUGGAUGGAGAUUUUUUCUGUUCUCUAGGUUCGGCGGAUGGGCAGUCCGUGCAAAUCAUGCCACAAAAGCGACUCGAGGGAGCGAAAGCUACAUGGAGCUCAUUUUGUAUAGGGUAUAGACGGACGGUGGG